Molecule: messenger RNA, 3387 nt
Organism: Cololabis saira (Pacific saury)
Lineage: Eukaryota; Metazoa; Chordata; Actinopteri; Beloniformes; Belonidae
Gene: dmtn
Product: dematin actin binding protein
Exons: 17
Coding region: 239-1381 (380 amino acids)
Biological process (GO): cytoskeleton organization; actin filament bundle assembly; lamellipodium assembly
Cellular component (GO): plasma membrane; actin cytoskeleton
Molecular function (GO): actin filament binding
Source: RefSeq, a predicted model, not a curated record
CUCCUCCUCCUCCUCCUCCUGGAGGGGUCACGGCAGCUCUGGCUUUAAAAGCAGCCUGCGCCUCCUCUUCCUCCUCCACCCUGGAUCCUUCCUCCUCUUCCUCCUCCUCCUCCUCCUGCUCCUCCUCCUGCUCCUCCUCUCCCCUCUUGGAUGUUUUCUACCUGAGCUCCGUCUGGUUUCUCCGCUGAGUUGUUUGGAGCUGCUUUGAACCAACCAGGAGGACGGGCUCUCUUCAGCCAUGCAGAAGGUGGAGGGACGGGUCACUCCGGUCAACCUGCCGCCCUCCAGUGGUCCGAGCGCCCCGGGGUCUCCGGCCCCCGGCAUCAUGGCCCGUGUGAACGACCAGGUGGUGGGUUACAGAGACCUGGCAGCACUGCCCAAAGACAAAGCCAUCCUGCAGGUGGAGAGACCCGACCUGAUGACCUACCAACCACACCUGACCUUCUCGCCCCUCGACCCGCCGCGCAGAGAGCGCUCCUUGUCUCCUCCGUCCACGUCUCCAACCAUGUCUCCAGAGGUGAAGGCGCGCGGAGCCGAGUGCGAGAGUGAAAGUGGAUCACCUGGAGGAUCCACGCUGCAGCUGCAGCCCGGACGCAAGAUCAGCGCCAGCCAGCAGCAUUUCCACUGCCCAGACAACGGCUCCAACAUCUACAGGAAGCCUCCCAUCUACAGCAAGGAUUUCAAACACGUGGAGGGCAGCGGCGUGAUCCAGUCUGCCAAGUUCCCAGCAGCUCAGCCCCCGGACCCCAACCAGCCGUCCAAGAUCGAGACGGAGUACUGGCCCUGCCCCCCCUCGCUGGCAGCCAUGGAGAUCGAGUGGAGGAAGAAGAAGCUGCGGGAGGAAGAUGAAGAUGAGUUUGAGGACCUGACAGAAGAAGCUGAAACGCUACAGGAGCAGGAGCUGGAGAAGAUCAAGUCCAACCUGGGUCGAAUGAUCCUGAAGGAGGAGAAGGAGAAGGCCGUUCACUACCGGAGGAAGACACAGUCGUUGCCAGACAGAACGCACAUGCACGGCAGUUUGUCGGCGAGUGCGUCCAAGUCUCCCUCACGCUCCGGCCUGGCCAGAAUCCAGUCUGCAGAAUUUUCCACAGAAGAGGAUAAAGUUCAGCCAGCGGCUCAGAACGGGGAGGCCCGGCGGGACCGGAUGGACCGAGGAAACUCUCUGCCGAGCAUCCUGGAGCAGAAGAUCUACCCGUAUGAAUCCCUGCUCGUGACCCACAGGGGGCGCUCUAAGCUGCCGCCGGGAGUGGACCGGACUCGGCUGGAGAGGCAUCUCUCCACGGAGCAGUUCCAGCAGGUGUUCGGGAUGCCCUCGGCCGAGUUCGACCGCCUGUCGCUAUGGAGACGGAACGAACUGAAGAAGAAAGCCUCUCUUUUCUAAGAGGAAGUGACCUCAUUCUCAUCAAAUACUUGACGGAGCCUCAGCUUUGAACAGAGGAGGAGGACACCCAAAGAAGGGCCGUAUCCAAUCAUCCAAACAGCAGACACACACAGCGACCCCCUCCCCCCCCCCAUCGUACUAACCAACCCCCCCCCCCUCGUGGAUGACGGCUGGUUCUGGUGGAUUCUGACUAACCUUAAACUGAUGCACUGACAUAUUACCUGUGCUGCACUUAUAACCGCCACUGCUUGCAAAUCCUCACUAUUAUAUAUCCACUCCAACUCCACCCCCACCCCCACCAUCAUUAUCAUCAUUAUCAUCAUCAUCAUCAUCAUCAUCAUCAUCAUCAUCACAUCAUCAUCGUCGUGACAUUCAGUCUCAGUUUCAGGUUGUUAUCCUGAAGAGAAAUCAGCCGCUGCUGUUCUGAGAUGAGUUCAGGUUUUAUCAUGAAGCUGUUUCAGUGGACCCAGGCUGGUCACCAUGGCAACAGGCUCUUCCUGCCGUUGUUUUCAAAUUUGAGACAUCAGAACCGAGCAUCCAUCAAAUUUGAGCCCAUAACUAUUUUACUUGUCUGCUUAAAGAUUUAUAACACCAAGGUUUUGGGGGUUUUUAUCAGUUCUAUCUAAAAUCUGAACUUUUUAUAUUUGAACUUUUCCACACAUGGACGUGUGCGCGUGCACGCGUCACACGGGUUCAGGAAGAAGAACUGCAUCCUUCCCUCUCCUGAUGACCGGCUCUGGACACGUCUGCAGGGCCGCAGGGCGUCGUCGUACGGAUCAUUACGGCCGCUCUUAAACCUCUCCAUCACUCGUUUGGACGUUGACCUUGUCAGGAGUCUGCGUGGUCCAGCAGAGGGCGCUCUCGGGUCCCACUGACCAAACAAAUGUCCUCCUGACCUCUGUUUCCUUGAAAAGUCAGAGUAACGAACGAGAUGAGUCAAGGGUUUGGCUCUGCUCCGUCCCGAAUUCAGAGGCUGACGAGGCAGAUUAAAUGUUUUAUACUUUUUAUGACUGCUGCAAGCGUUAACACUUGAAUUCAAUUAUUUCAAACUUGAUUUUUGGAGGCUGCAACAGACGUAAUUGUAACUAUAACCGCAGAGAGAAGGGAACCUCAUCCUUUACAGACACACUUCCUCCUCCUCCUCCUCCUCUUCCUCUUCCAGCGUGAUGUUCGUCACAGCUCCAUCAUCAAGAAGAGACAAAAACACAAGAUGUCAAAUUAAGGGUUUUCUCUGAGAUUCAUACAGAAACUAGCCGCAUUUUAAAACCUGUCAAACCAUCACAAAUACCUUCUUUUUUUUUUUAAAUUUGAGGAAGUGGCGAUGGAAGAGGAAAAAACAAGAGUGACUCAAACAAAGAACUGCAGUUGCAGUAAAAGUUGGACGUCGUAAAAGUAAAAGUGACUCAACCUCCACGCCUACAGGACCAAUAAAAACGUACUACUUUAGUAUCUCAGCUGUAAAGUCCCAGGAUGUUGGGAUCCCCUGCCCCCACAGGCCGGAGGUUGGUGUCAUCGUCCAGCAGAGGGAGCUCAGAGACCUGAGACCUGAGCUCAGAGACCUGAGCUCUCUGUAGUCCACAGUAAACCUGACUCAGCUUCAUGACUCCAGGGCAGAUGUCUCUUCACGAUGCAGCUCUGACGCGUUUCCUGCCACUUGUUCAGCAGCUGAUCUGGGUUUUUAUGUAUCGUGUGCAGCUUUUAUUUAUUAUUAGACGAUUGUGGUUUUAAAAUGUUGUCUUUAUACUGAGCAAUGAAGAUGCCUGUCCUUUAUCACGUGUCCAGGUGGAGGACGAGUCUGCCCUCUGUCUGUGCUCCAUCCGUCCCUCAUCCUCCCAGUUUCUGUUGUACGACUCAAAUAAAUCUGAUAUCAGCACCUAACUGGUCCCUGCGCUUUUUAUGAUUUAAUAUAGAUGGGAUUGAUAUUAAUAGAGUAAGGGAAACCAAGUUUUCGGGUGUCAUGCUGGAUGAGAAUUUGAAUUGGAAAUCACAUACAUUACACAAAGAUA